Microcebus murinus (gray mouse lemur) is the source of this 5537-nucleotide messenger RNA. The record is from RefSeq and is a predicted model, not a curated record. Lineage: Eukaryota; Metazoa; Chordata; Mammalia; Primates; Cheirogaleidae.
ACUGAGAAAAGACUUCACAGUUCAACAGUGGCCUACCGAAAUCACCUUUCCUGUAUCUCUCAUCUUCCCCUUUCUGCACAGCCUUUCCUACUCUUCAACUGCUAGUGCUGGAGAUCCUACUGUGAUAUCUUCUCCCAGUGAAGUUCGUGUGUGGAUAGAAGGGUUGGAUUAUAGUUUUCUGGUAUAUGGAGAAAAAUUUGAAAGAGCAGAAAUCAACGGGGAAAGGCUACUUAACAUCACCCGGCAAAGACUUAACAGACUUGGCAUAAUCCAGAUUGACCACCAGGAUAAAAUCUUAAAAGCUGUCACAAAUAUUUAUAAAAAGAAUGAUAAAAGGAUGCCUACCAGAUUCGUAAAACAAAGUGAACAUCUUGAGCAUGCUAUUGACCGUGUUCUUGUCAUGAUAUCGGAAAGAAGAAGGGUGCGCAGUCUACAUGGCAUUAAUGAACAACCUCCUCAUAAUAUUCUUACAGCUGCACUAGAAUUGAUUAAUAUGGUCAAGAUGAUACUAAGCAUUCUGGAAAGGCCUCCAUUUGAUUGCAUGUCAGAAUUUUCCAGUCUGAAAAACCACCUCAUUAAACAUAUAACAUUACUGAAACAUUUCUCUGAACAGCCUGAUCUCAGCCAUGAAAUGGAAUCUGAUAUGAUAGAUGUGUGCAAAGGUGUAACUAAAAUAUGUCAUUACAUAAUUGCUCUGCCACCUUAUCUCCCAGAAUCAGAAACACAUAUUCCAGAAUUUAUUACCCCUGAAAAGAGGCCACAUAGGAUGCAAGUGCCAAUUACCAUUGAACCUGAAGUAACAAGUUCCUCAAUGGAACCUGGACCUGACUCUGUGCCUCCAAAUCAACAUUUGUCAAUGACAAUAACUACAACUAGUUCAUCAAAUGAACCUAUAUUUCCCCUACAAGCUGUGUCUCUUCCAAAUGAAAGAGUUCCUGACAGAUUUGAAUAUUCUUAUCCAGAAAGGCUCAACACGCCAAGUAAUGAAGGAGCAGUUAUGAUGCGACAUGAUGAAGGAAACAAAUCUGAAACAGAAGUUUCUGAUAAAAAAGUUUCAGAAACUGUAGCUGGUUAUUUCAACUAUAAAAGUCUCCAAUUCCUAAGAAUAAUUGAAAAUGACAGCCCCCUUAUGGACUCUGGCUCUGAAAGAUGUAUGAUUGAUUCUGACUCUGAUAGAGGCAUUGGUUUGGACUCUGACUUAGAAGAACGCUCAAAAGACUCUGACUCAGUAAUAUGGGGAAUGAAUUCAGACUCAGAAAAAUGUCCCAGGGACUCAGACUCUACAAAACACCUGCUAGAAGCAGAAAACUACCAGAUGGCUACAGGCUCUGUGGAAGAUCUGAUGGUAGUCGAACGUUGCCAGGUUGACUCUGAUUCUCUGAAAUAUUGGAUGGACUCAGGUUCAGAAAAAUGCUUGGUAGAUUCUGACUCUGAAAAAUGUCUGAUGGACUCUGAUAAUGAAAGACUGGAGAUAGACUCAGAUUCAGAAAGGUGUCCCAUGGUCUCUGCAUCCAUGAAAUACUUGCUGAAAGCAGAAAAAUACCAAAUGGCCUCAGAGUCUGUAAAACGCCUGAUGGAAUCUGAAAAAAGUUUUAUGGAGACCGAAAAACUCUGGAUGGUCUCUGCUACUGAGAGGUACAUAAUGGACUCAGACGCAGAAAGGGGUGUAAUGGACUCAGCUUCUGCAUCUGGGGCACAUCUGAUGGUGGGAGAAAAACACCAAGAGAAGAUUAAAUCUGAAAGAUAUAUGAUCGACUCUGACUCUGAACCAUGUGGGAUGGACUCAGACUCUGAAAGAUGUGGACUAACCUCAACAGCUGUAAAAUGUCUCAUGGAUGGUAAAACAUUCCAGUUGAGCACUGACACUGAAGGGCUCUGGAUUGAUUCUUGGUCUGAAAGACGUAAAGUGGACUUAGACUCUGAUUCUGUGAAACACAUGAUGAAGGCUGAGUAUUGCCAAAAGACCUCUGACUUGCAGAAAUUCUGGACAGGCCUCAGAUCUGAAUCUGAAAGAUCCUGGGUAGUCUCUGAAAGAGAACAGUUGGACUUUGACCAUAAUAGAUGCUGGGAUAGUUCUCAAAAAUAUCAGCAUAGGUCUGCAAGACUUCAGAAUAGGUCUGGAAAAUAUCAGGAUGACCUUCAAAAACAUUGGGAUAACUUUGAAAGACAUCAAGUGGACACUAAUUCUAAAAAACAUCAAACAAAUUCUGGAAAUGAAAGACAUCAAAAUGAGUUUGAAAGUGAAAGACACCUGAUGAGGACAGAGAGGGGACAGUGUCUGAUACAACUUGAAAAUGAGAGACUUCAGAAGGAUGAAGGGAAGAAAAGACAUCUCAUGGAGUCUGACGUUGAAAAAGAGCACAGGAUUGCAUUUGACAGUGAAAGACAUAACCUUGACUCAGAAAAUGAAGCACUACGGCUUGGUGCUCGCAGAAAGGAUAAUCGUCCUCAAGGUUUUUGGAGGCCUGUUUUUCUGCCCCUUCCACUUGCCCAAGAAAAGAAAACUAAAGAACAACACUCUGUGCAACAAAUAGAAAAUAAAGCAGUUUCGACAAUUCAACUUAUGAGGUACCUGAAUGAUGACAAGAUUAUGAGAUUCAAAGAACUGUCUCCAACACUCAGUGACAAGCAAGAAUCAUGGCAAAAAUUGGAAAAGUGCAGCCACAACCUCUCUCUAGACCCAAACACAUUAAUGUAUAACAAGUCUAACAGAAAUGCUAACCACAAAAUUUCUGUCUAUAAGAGCCAUUGUAAGGAUUACAUAUACACACAAAGUUUUCAGAGUCCUAGGUGUCAAAUGGAUCCAAUUCAUCUCCUAAGUGCUGAGGAUUACACCUCUGAUAUUUCAGCACCUGACUAUGACCCAACUUCCACAAGCCCUGUGUCUGUUGUACACUCCAAGAUUCACAGAAAUAGCCCAAAUUCUUUGGAAAUGGGAGCCCAAAUAUGUUCCAAAUAUUUGAUGGAAAUCAAUAACUCUCCUUUUCAUAAAUGCCUCAUGAAUUCUGAUGAUGAUUCAGACCCUGACUGUCCUUUACAUUUCCAAAUACUUUUGGAUUCUAAAUAUUCUUUGAGCCCCAAAUCUGUUAGACACCACAAGAUUUCUCAAAACAGCCCAUUAUCUCAAUCCUUGGGUCCUAAGCAUCCUGUGGGCAUCCGCUGUCCUUUACAUCAGGAAGUUUCUAAAUAUUCCUUGGAUUCAACUUCUUAUUUACAUUGUGAAAAUUGCUCAGCCCUCCAAACCCUCAUAGGCUCUACUAUUACCUGUACCUUUCCCAUGAACCCCCAAAAUACCAUGGGCUGCCAUAAUAUUCCUGGCCUAUAUAAUGUCAUCAGCACCAGCAAUGUUGCUAACCUUGGAAGUGAGAGCAAGUUCAAUCUGCCUUUCAAACCCAAAAAUGAGGCCAAUCCUAAAAAUGAGGCUAAACCGGUCAGUGCUGGAAACCUCAAAGAUAAGGCCAAUGCCAAAGACAAGCCUCUUUUCAAAGAUAAGACAGACCAUGAAGAUGAAACAGACUCUGAAAAUGAGACAGAUGCUGAUGAUGAAACAGACUUUGAAGAUGAAGACACCAAAGAUAAGAAAGAUCCUGAAGAUAAGUCUGACCCUGAUGACACUGAUCCCAAAGACAGCGAUGCUGAAAAUGAUUCUGAUACCAACAAUGGGUCUGAUCCCAGUGACGAUGCUGGCCCUACAGAUGGAGCUGAUUCCAACAGUGCUGGUGACCCUAACAAUGGAACUGAUCCCAACAGCGAAUCUGACCCUAACAUUGAUAAUGCCUCCAACAAUGACACUAACUCCAAGUAUAGCACUGGUCCUGCAGAGGACACACACACCAACAAUUCAGACACUGCUUCUGGCCUGGACAGUGGUGUUGAUCAGGAGAGUACUACUGACUCCAACAAUGACACUAAUCCAAAUUACAUCUCUGGGCCCCCAAAUGGAACUGGCCUGGACUAUACUUCUGGUUCCAACAACUGUGUUGGCCCUAGAAAUGCCACUAUACCAGGCAAUGACAUUUGCCCCAACAUUGGCCCUGGCCCCCAAAAGAUUAGAAUGAGUCCCAACAGACUUGGUCCCAGCAACAAUGGCACUGGUCCCCCAAAAUACCCUGCCUCUAAAUAUAAUGUCAGGCCCAAUAAUGCUACUACUCACAGCAAUGCUAUUAGUCCUAACAAUGAUACUGACUCCAACUAUGAUACAGGACCCAUCAGUGCUGCUGGCCACAACUAUGUAGCUGCCCCAAACUAUGACACAGACCUUGACUAUGUCCCAGGAUUUACCCAUUCAGUAGGUACUAGCUUUUUAGUCAACCCAAAAUAUAUUGCCAGAAACAGGUAUGUUGGCAGACCCAGUUUUACAGAUAACAUUGUCAAUGUCACUGACACCAACACCACCACUACUUGUAAUGGUACCAUUAGCCCUAGCUAUACUGCUUUUACCAUCUAUGCCUCAGACAUUAACCGUGCCCUUAGAUUUACUCAUUUCUUUGUCUACACCUUUGUCAUCAACCCCAAUUAUGAUGUCAUAAAUACUCAUAAUGCUCAUAAUUUCACUAGUGCCAACAAUAUUAAUAAUUUCCCUGAGCUUGAAUUGGAAUUCCAUCCCAGUUUAUCUAUUCCUAAUAUUGUUUAUGUAAACGCCACCAUUUUUGCUGCUGGAAUUAACUACACUUCUACUCCUGACAAUUUGACCACCUCUAAAAUUUCUGAUCCUUCUAAGCUCGGUGGAAAUUAUACAAUUUUUGAUGACCACAAAUUUGGUGCUGACGUCAAAAACCUUGCUCACUCCAUGGCCUCUGCUAGCUUUAAGCAUGCCAGUGGGUCCAAGAAUGUCCUUAAUGCCAAGGAAUCUGGAUUUUUUAAAGAUUUCUCUAAGGUCCAGAAUCCCGUUGCUUUCAAGGGUCCUGCCACUUUAAACUUUCAUGCCAAUCCCAAUAUCCUGCUCCCUAGUUUUGAUAUUAUAGUAGAAGCUGAACCACCAGAUGUUGUGAAGUUUGCCAUAUCAUCAGGUGCUGUGAAUCAUUUUUUAAAGAUGAAAACUACCUGCAAAGUAGACUACUUUCACCUGAAAAACGAUCAAAUUUUUCAAGUAGAAGCAAAAGAUAUGUUUUCUAGGAAUUUUCACUCUAAGAUACCGCAAAACCAUCUCCUAUCCAAAGAUACAGUCAACUUUCUCAAGCUCAACUUCCAGACAGGUAGAAGACAAAACCUUGGCCCUUGAUUAAUGAAAAGAAUAACUUGAGAUGGAAAAGACAAAGACACAACCAAGAAAGUUUGAGGAUAUAAGAAAAUAACUUCGAAAAAUUGCAGAGAUCCCUGAGCAAUGUUUAUUAUAUGUUGAUUUACACGUCCCCUUCCCUUUACAUGGCUAUGCCUGUAUUGUCUAAUAGGGCCAUCAAUGUUGCUUCAAACUACCAUAUUAAUUGUUUCUGGAAGACUCUGGAAUUAGGAAAAGUACACACUGUGAUCCUUUCUGGUAAUCAUUUAAAAGUUAUUUUAUAUUAGUGAUUCAAAGUGCAAUCAGAUAUUUCAAUCAG